Aspergillus pseudonomiae is the source of this 768-nucleotide messenger RNA. RefSeq lists its product as uncharacterized. The coding region runs from base 1 to 768 and encodes 255 amino acids. Lineage: Eukaryota; Fungi; Ascomycota; Eurotiomycetes; Eurotiales; Aspergillaceae. The record is from RefSeq and is a predicted model, not a curated record. The transcript has 2 exons.
AUGUUUCGGCGCCCGAGAGAGACUGAGCCCGACAGGUUCUCAAAGAGACUUAGCGAAACACUUCAACCUCUCACUGUGAUUCCUUGGGGCGGGCUCGCAAUGUGCUAUCUGGGCGUCCCCAUCGCCAUUGGGGCCUCUAUGGUUGUGGUGCAGGACAAUGACUACACCGCUGCCAUUGAAAAGCUUGAGGGCGCAGGAUUCAAUCGAAAUGUUCCAAAUCGCACCCCUGCCCCCGAAAUUAUGGAGAAUCAUCCCAACCCACAGCAGAUGAUGGAGGAAAUCAAUGCUGGCUACCAACGCUUGGAUCAGUCUUGUGCCGUAUUUGAUUAUCCACAAGGUGAUCCAGAAAAGGGCUUGCAGUUGUAUCUAUUUCCGAACUCCUUUGCACAUAUUUUUCGAGACGAAAUCCCCCGCUUUUCGGUCGAGAUACGAGAUACAGAGCGAUUCGAAACCUACGGCAAUUUGCACUACCCCUUAGAACAGGCACUAGUGGAAAGCUUUGUGAAGGCUGCGAUCGAUGAAGAAACAAACACUGGUUUUUCUGCGUGGGGCGAGUCACUGAGAGCCUGGGUAUCUCUGAUGACAGGAUACCUAGAGGUUGAUAACGAUAUCAUCGAUCAUUGCCCGGAUAAACAGGCAGUCGAAUGGUAUAGUCAUAACUUUGGUCGAAUUCAUGAGGCAAAUUUCGGUCCCAUUGAUCGACGCGUUACAAAACGCCUCGGCUCAGGAAAAGAAAUGCCAGUAGAUAUGAGGGGGAAUCCUAUUUAA